AUGUCUCUUCAGAAUACUCGAAUACUAUUCGUAAAGAGGCCUUCUGGCCUAUUUGACCCAAGUGAAACCUUUAAAAUUGUAAAAGAACCAGUACCAUCGCAAAAUGAUUUGUCUACUGGACAAAUUUUAGUAAAGAAUUAUUAUUUGUCUUUGGAUCCAGCGAUGCGUGGAAUUAUGAAUGACGCUAGAAGUUAUACUCCUCCCCUUGCUAUAAAUGAAUUGAUGCGUGGUAACACUGUUGGUGAGGUUGUUAUAUCAAAAAAUUCUAAGUUCAAAGUCGGUGAUAAGGUUGAGGGGUUCUUAGGUUGGCAAAAAUAUGCUGUCAGUGACGGAAAGAAUGUUACUAAAAUUGAUCCACCACCUAAGGCUUCCCUUCGUGAUUACCUCGGUUUGUUUGGUAUAACCGGUUUGACCGCAUAUUUUGGACUAUUAUACGGUAAAGUGAAAGCUGGUGAAACUGUUGUUGUUUCUGGUGCUGCUGGUGCAACAGGAAGUGUGACUGGCCAAAUUGCAAAACUAAAAGGGGCAAGAGUAAUAGGCAUAGCUGGUACUCCUGAAAAAUGUGCUUGGCUAGUAAAUGAAUUAGGUUUCGACGUUGCCUUAAAUUAUCGCGAUCCCGAUUUCUCUAAACAGCUAACCAAAGCAACACCGAAUUAUAUUGAUGUAUACUUUGAUAAUGUAGGCGGUGACAUAUUAAAUCUUUGUUUAAAAAGGUUAGCAAAGUAUGCCCGAAUAGUAUUGUGUGGAGCUAUCAGUCAAUAUAACGAAAAGCAACCGAAAGGACCUUCUAAUUAUGUUGCUCUGAUUUCUCAAAGCGGUAGGAUGGAAGGAUUUAUUGUCUAUAAUUACAACGAUCGAUUCCAGGAAGCAAUAUCUGAUCUCUCAAAGUGGUUGCAACAAGGAAAACUUAAAAGAAGAGAUUAUGUAGUUGAGGGGUUGGAAAAUGCACCCCAAGCAUUAUUAAGAUUAUUUAAGGGUGAAAAUACUG
Dentiscutata heterogama is the source of this 988-nucleotide messenger RNA. The record is from the annotation of a GenBank genome assembly. NCBI's taxonomy places the organism in Eukaryota, Fungi, Glomeromycota, Glomeromycetes, Diversisporales, Gigasporaceae.